This is a messenger RNA of Linderina pennispora, 876 nucleotides long. Its product is annotated as ribosomal protein L2. Gene Ontology annotation, cellular component: ribosome; large ribosomal subunit. NCBI's taxonomy places the organism in Eukaryota, Fungi, Kickxellomycota, Kickxellomycetes, Kickxellales, Kickxellaceae. Gene Ontology annotation, molecular function: RNA binding; structural constituent of ribosome; transferase activity. The transcript has 2 exons. The coding region runs from base 1 to 876 and encodes 291 amino acids. Gene Ontology annotation, biological process: cytoplasmic translation. The record is from RefSeq and is a predicted model, not a curated record.
AUGGCCAAUACGUUCGACGACGGCCAAUUCAAGACAUGGAAGCCGCUGGCACCGACCCUGAGACAGCGGCGUAUGGCGUCGCGCAAGGAUCUGCACAAGGGCGGGCCGGUGCGAGAGCUGACAGUGGCAAAGCGCCGCACGGGCGGCCGCAACAACACGGGCAAGAUCACGUGCCGCCAUCGCGGCGGCGGAGCCAAGCGCCGGAUCCGGCUGGUGGACUUCAAGCGGCACACGGUGGGACCGCAGGAGGUGGUGCGCCUGGAGUACGAUCCGGGCCGCACGGCGCACAUAGCGCUGAUUAAGCACAUGGAGACCGGCGAGCUGUCGUAUAUCCUGGCACCGGCGGGCCUGAAGCCUGGCGCGGUGGAGCUGUUCCGUCCGCGCGCUGAUCUGAUGACGGAUCUGCAGUCCAAGGUCAACAUUGACGUUGGCAACUGCAUGCCGCUGCGCCUGAUCCCGAUCGGUACCACGAUCCACAACAUUGGUCUGCAUCCGUUCGGCCGCGCCCAGAUCGCACGCUCGGCUGGCGCUUCGGCGCAGCUGCUGUACACGGCCCCGACCGGCACCGCGCAGAUCAAGCUGAUGAGCGGUGAGGUGCGCCGUGUGCCGGUUGAUGCCCCGGCCACUAUUGGCUCGGUCAGCAACCCGAACCACAAGCACGAGAAGCUGGGUGGUGCCGGAGCCAGGAGGCGCCGCGGAUGGAGACCCACCGUGCGCGGUACUGCUAUGAACACCAGCGACCAUCCCCAUGGUGGUGGUCGUGGCAAGUCCAAGGGCAACAAGCACCCGCGCAGCCCGUGGGGCAAGCUGGCCAAGGGCGGGAAGACCAGGAAGCACAUCAGCCCGAUGGUUAUCCGCGGCCGUCCUCGUCGCUAG